AUGAACUUUAAAAUAAUAAAAUCGAUUGAAACAGAAUUUGGUAUCAACAUUACAAAAUCCAAAUCCGAAGUUACAGGAUUAACAGUAAUUCUCAUUGAAACCCAAGAAUCGAUAGUUAAUGGGAAUUUCUUAGUUGCUACAGAAGCUGCGGAUGAUUACGGAUGCCCUCAUACUUUAGAACACCUAGUGUUCCUUGGAAGUGAACUAUAUCCCCACAAGGGAGUUUUAGAUACACUGGCUAAUAGAGCGUAUGCUAAUGGGACAAAUGCAUGGACGGCACAAGAUAAUACAACAUAUACAAUCCAAACGGCAGGAAGUGAGGGGUUUUUAAAUUUAUUACCCAUUUAUGUGGAUCAUAUCCUUUAUCCUACGUUAACUGAAAGUGGAUGUUAUACUGAAGUUCAUCAUAUUAAUGGAAAAGGGGAAAAUGCUGGGGUACAGAUUAUUUAUUAUUUUGAUCCAUAUGUUUUUAUUAUUAAUCUUAGUCGUUUCUAUCUAAGGUGGUUUACAGGACGAGAAAAUUCCGAUGAAUUUCGCAUUGAAUUAAAGUAUCGACGAUUGAUAUAUCCAGAAGGAUGUGGAUAUCGCUAUGAAACUGGUGGUCUCAUGGAAAAACUAAGAACACUCAGUGUAGAAACUAUCCGUCAAUAUCAUAAAGAUUAUUAUAGACCGGAUAAUCUAUGUCUCAUUAUUACUGGAAAUAUUUCAUAUAAUGAACUAUUAAAAACACUUGAUCCACUAGAUAAGAGGAUAUCCGAGAAGACAAAAGGCUCUUUGCCAACUCAUAAAAGACCAUUUGUAGAUUCCCCACCAAUUCCGUUACUUGAAAAGUCUAUUAGAGACCAAGUAGAAUUUCCUGAUGAAGAUGAAAGUGUUGGUCAAUUACUUAUUGUUUGGUUGGGUCCAUUAGUCGAUGAAUUCUUGGAAAUAGUAGCAUUAGAAGUUCUUCAUGAAUAUUUAUCAGAUUCAGCGGUUUCAGUAUUACAAAAAGAAUUUGUAGAGACGGAAGAUCCAUUAUGUACAGAUAUUGAUAUAUCAGUUCAACCUCAAACUCGUACAGCUAUUUUAGCUACUUUUUAUAAUGUUCCAACUUCUGAAUUAGAUGAUUUAGCAGAUAGUGUAUUAGAAGUAUUUCAAAGAAUUGUUGAAAGUGAAGGAAUCGACAUGAAUCGUAUGAAAACCGUUAUACGAUUAGUGAAAUUAAGGUCUCUAAAUAUUAUUGAAACAAAUCCACAUAAUUAUUUUAGCGAUCUUUGUAUCAUAGAUUAUGUUUAUGGCAAAGAAACAGGAGAAUAUUUAGAGAGAGCAACAAAAGACUUAAAAUAUUACGAUCAGUUAUCUGAGUUUACUGAACAACAAUGGAUACAAUAUCUAAAAAAAUAUCAUUUAGACAAUCCGAACAUAACAAUCUUGGGCAGACCUUCUGCUACACUUGCUGAAACAUUGGCAGAACAAGAAAAAAAACGUACUGAAAAACAAAUCGAGAAUUUAGGAACAGACAAAUUAAAAGAAUUAGAAGAGCGCUUAGAGAAAGCCAUAAAAUCAAAUGACGUACCUAUACCUUCUAGUGUUAUUGAAAAUUUUCCUGUGCCUAGUGUCGAUAGCAUUCCUUUUAUUAGUUCUGUCACCGGUCGUAAUAAGCCUGAAGGGAAAUUCGAUAACCCUCUUCAAAAAUAUCUUGACCAAGAUUCAAAAAUCGAUAUUCCUUAUUUUAUUCAAUACGAUC
Messenger RNA from Funneliformis mosseae, 1726 nucleotides. NCBI's taxonomy places the organism in Eukaryota, Fungi, Glomeromycota, Glomeromycetes, Glomerales, Glomeraceae. The record is from the annotation of a GenBank genome assembly.